AUGGAUGAGAUCACAAGGGAUAUACAAGGAGAUAUCCCAUGGUGUAUGCUCUUUGAGGAUGAUGUAGUGCUAGUUGACGAUAGUCGGACGGGGGUAAAUAGGAGGUUAGAGCUAUGGAGACAAACCUUGGAAUCGAAAGGGUUUAGGAUUAGUAGAACUAAAAACGAGUACAUGAUGUGUGGUUUUAGUACUACUAUAGGUGUGAGGAGGAGGAGGUUAGCCUUGAUGGCCAGGUGGUACCUCAGAAGGACACCUUUCUAUACUUGGGGUCAAUGCUGCACGAGGAUUGGGGUAUUGAUGAAGAUGUGA
Messenger RNA from Triticum turgidum subsp. durum (durum wheat), 309 nucleotides. The record is from the annotation of a GenBank genome assembly. Lineage: Eukaryota; Viridiplantae; Streptophyta; Magnoliopsida; Poales; Poaceae.